GAAACGCAUAGACACGACACGACACGACACGGCACGACACGCCGGAGAAGAGGAGAGAGGCGGAACGAUCGGAGGGGAGGUAGAUGAAGCCCAAGAACGGCGGCCUGGCCUCGGACAGGAGGCUGCUCUCGCGCCGGAUACUGAUCCUCUGCUUCCUCAGCUUCUUCCUCGGCAUACUCGUCACGGACCUGUUUGGAUCGGUGCCGAGCCCGGUCGUGGUGCAGACGGGGUGGCACGAGCACGAGCACGAGCACGACACGGAGCUGCAGAGCCUUUCCGAGGAUUUUGUUGCCAAGCCGAAACCGGCAGAAGACAGGGACAUUAUGGGAGAGGUGUCGAAGACUCACGAGGCCAUACAAUACUUGGAGAAGUCAAUUGACACACUGCAGAUGGAGCUGGCAGCGAAGCGCAGCAUCAACGAGCUUCACGGGGAAAGUACAGGUGGUGGCGUAAGUAAGCAGAGGAGAAGGGUGUUCGUGGUGAUCGGGGUCAACACCGCCUUCAGCAGCAGGAAGCGUCGGGAUUCCGUGAGGGAGACCUGGAUGCCUCAAGGUGAGAAGCUCAAGAAACUGGAGGAGAAGGGAAUCGUCGUCCGGUUUACGAUAGGGCAUAGCGCUACAUCGAACAACGUCCUUGACAAAGCUAUAGACGCGGAGGAUGAAAUUCAUGGCGACUUUCUUAGGCUGGACCAUGUCGAAGGGUACCACAAGCUGUCUGCGAAGACCAAGACAUUCUUCUCAACUGCCGUGGCCUUAUGGGACGCGGAUUUCUAUGUCAAGGUGGACGACGAUGUUCACCUGAACCUAGGGAUGCUCGUCGCCACCCUCGGCCGGCACAAGCUGAAGCCACGGGUGUACAUUGGCUGCAUGAAGUCGGGACCGGUCCUCUCCGACAAGAAUGCGAAAUACCAUGAGCCUGAGUUCUGGAAGUUCGGAGAGGACGGGAACAAGUACUUCCGCCACGCCACGGGGCAGAUAUACGCCAUCUCCAAGGACCUCGCGACCUACAUCUCCAUCAACCAGCCCAUACUGCAUAAAUACGCGAACGAAGACGUCUCGCUCGGCGCGUGGUUCAUCGGCCUAGACGUGGAGCACAUCGACGACAGGGACAUGUGCUGCGGCACGCCACCAGACUGCGAGUGGAAAGCGCAGGCGGGGAACGUCUGCAUCGCGUCGUUUGACUGGAGGUGCAGUGGGGUCUGCAAUCCGGUCGAGAGGAUCAAGUACGUGCAUUCGCGAUGCGGCGAAGGGCAGGAUGCGAUCUGGAGCGCCUCCUUCUGACAAGAUGGUGAUGGAAUCAUGGAAUGAUUAUAUAUAUACAGACGCACGCCUGCUUGUGUGCAGGCCCAGGCCAUAGCUGCAUUAGAAGGCUCGCGUUGUGUACACACAGUGAGUUCAGAGAAGGGGAGGCAUGCGUGUCUGAUACAGGAAGAAACCACUGGAGCACAAUCUCUUAUCUUUUUUGGGGGGGAGGGUUCAGAAAUAGGUGAUACAGCCAUACAGAGCUCAUGUGGGUGGGUAUACAUGUUUUUUUUCAGUCGUUAGUGCAGAAAACACGAAUACAUUCGAUUU
This is a messenger RNA of Zea mays, 1571 nucleotides long. RefSeq lists its product as uncharacterized. The transcript has 11 exons. Lineage: Eukaryota; Viridiplantae; Streptophyta; Magnoliopsida; Poales; Poaceae. The record is from RefSeq and is marked provisional. Gene Ontology annotation, cellular component: Golgi membrane. Bases 84 to 1280 code for a protein of 398 amino acids. Gene Ontology annotation, molecular function: beta-1,3-galactosyltransferase activity.